AUGGCCACGAUCACUGCCACUCUCCAAGCCCUUGUUGUUCAACAACCACCACCAGUUCGAGAAAAUAUUGAUCAUGAAAAUAAUAAUAACAGUAACGAUGGUGACAACGAAGAAAAUCCGUUUUCAGAAAUAGAUAACCCCUUUGCAAAUCUUCGCACCAACCGUCCCCUGACACAGGACAACGUCCAAAUUGCAGCAGCGGAUAAUCAUUGGGUAACAGGAUUCAAAACCGAGAUACCUGAGUUUCAUGGAAAUUCUUCGGCUGAAGAACUGCUCGAUUGGAUAGUCACGGUGGAAGAAGUUCUGGAGUUCAAACGAGCUCCAAUGGAUCGAUGUGUUCCUGUUUUAACGAUGCGUUUUCGUGGAAGAGCAGCUGCAUGGUGGACACAAUUGAAGACAACUCGUGCACGUCUCGGAAAACCAAAGAUCAUGUCAUGGGAUAAACUUACAUCGAAACUUAAGAAAACAUUCUUGCCUUACAAUUAUGACCAGCUUAUGUUUCAGCGUCUCCAUACCAUCCGCCAAGGCACUCGAUCUGUGGCUGAUUACUCUACUGAAUUUUUUUUACUUCUCAAUCGAGUUGAUAUACAAGACUCUGAGCGUCAACUGGUAGCACGGUUUACGGUAGGAUUACGACAACAGAUUAAACACACAAUCAAUCUCUUUCAUCCAUUGACACUGUCAGAAGCACAUCAACAAGCUUUAACUAUUGAGGCACAAACUAAAUUAUCCUUUUUAUCAUGGUCUACUGUUCGUUCUUCUCGACCAAAUCACAAUCCGACUGCGACAGAUGACGUUGUUUCUGUCAAAGCAGACACACCCAUUGUUCCAGCUCUUGACAAUCGGCAAACUCGACCAAACUCAAUUCGUUGCUUUUCUUGUGGAGAUAUAGGUCAUCGACAAUCUAACUGCCCUACUAAAAACAUAAGGGGCCUCCUCCUUGACACUGUCGGUAAUGACGUUGAAGUAAUUUACGAUGAGGAAGCUGCGGAGCCACAAGAUGAAGUGGAGGUUCUUACAGCUGAUAGUGGACCAGCAUUAAUGUUACGACGUAUGUGUUUAGCUCCGCGUGGAACAGAUAUCAACCCUCAACGACAUAGUCUUUUUCAUUCAAAGUGUACUAUUGGAGGCAAGGUGUGCAAAUUCAUAAUUGAUUCUGGAAGUAGCGAAAACGUCAUUGUUGAGGAAGUUGUGGGUGAUUCAUAUAAGGAUCAGAUUCAUUGUGAUGUUGCUCCAAUGGAUGCUUGCCAUCUACUCUUAGGACGCCCUUGGUUAUUUGAUCUUCGAGUACAACACGAUGGCUAUCGUAAUACCUACAGUUUUCGUUUCAAUAAUCGCAAUUUCACUCUACAGCCUUCUUUGCCCGAGAAACAGCAUACACCAUCAUCUCCAGUCCUUUUCUUGCAACAAAAGGCUUUUGAACAAACACUUCGAGAAGAGGGAUAUGUUCUAAUAUUGAUUAAUUCGGUCGUCAGAGAGCCUUUACCAUCACCUCCAGAACAUUUUCAAAGACUAUUGGAAGAGUUUCGGGAUGUUUUUCCCAAUGAGUUACCACCCGGCCUUUCUCCCCUUAGAUACAUUCAACACCGUAUUGAUCUAAUUCCAGAUGCUAUUAUUCCUAAUCGAGCUCAUAAUCAUAUGAGUCCGAGUGAGCAUGAAGAACUUAGACGUCAAGUUGAGGAUCUUGUGUUGAAGGGAUAUUUACGUGAAAGUCUGAGUCCGUGUGCAGUCCCAGCUUUGCUUAUACCAAAGAAGGAUGGAUCUUGGAGGAUGUGUGUCGAUAGCCGUGCUAUAAAUAAAAUUACAGUACGUUAUAGAUUUCCCAUUCCCCGUCUCGACGAUCUAUUAGAUCAAAUUGGAGCUGCAACGAUUUUCUCUAAACUGGAUCUUCGAAGUGGUUAUCAUCAGAUACGAAUCCGGCCAGGAUAUGAAUGGAAGAAGACUUUUAAAACUCGAUAA
Messenger RNA from Papaver somniferum (opium poppy), 1959 nucleotides. RefSeq lists its product as uncharacterized. Bases 1 to 1959 code for a protein of 652 amino acids. Gene Ontology annotation, molecular function: nucleic acid binding; zinc ion binding; aspartic-type endopeptidase activity. Gene Ontology annotation, biological process: proteolysis. The transcript is spliced from 2 exons. NCBI's taxonomy places the organism in Eukaryota, Viridiplantae, Streptophyta, Magnoliopsida, Ranunculales, Papaveraceae. The record is from RefSeq and is a predicted model, not a curated record.